Penicillium manginii is the source of this 4056-nucleotide messenger RNA. Its product is annotated as translation initiation factor eIF2B catalytic subunit epsilon. The record is from RefSeq and is a predicted model, not a curated record. NCBI's taxonomy places the organism in Eukaryota, Fungi, Ascomycota, Eurotiomycetes, Eurotiales, Aspergillaceae. The coding region runs from base 1 to 4056 and encodes 1351 amino acids. Gene Ontology annotation, molecular function: guanyl-nucleotide exchange factor activity; translation initiation factor activity; translation initiation factor binding. The transcript is spliced from 10 exons. Gene Ontology annotation, cellular component: eukaryotic translation initiation factor 2B complex. Gene Ontology annotation, biological process: biosynthetic process.
AUGGGUCCCAAACAAAAGGGAGGCGGCUCCAAGUCGCGGGGUAAUGCGACAGAGGAGGUGGAAGAGACCCUGCAGGCUGUGGUCCUCGCGGAUACCUUCGAAACUAGAUUCGAGCCCUUUACUCUUGACAAGCCCCGGUGUCUCCUACCGCUGGCAAACACACCCUUAAUCGAAUAUACGCUGGAAUUCCUGGCCAACGCCGGCGUCGAGGAUGUCUUUCUAUACGCAGGUGCUCAUUCCGAUCAAUUAGAGAAAUACAUCAAUGCCUCCAAAUGGAAAGCCUCGUCCUCGCCCUUCAAGCAAUUGACCUUCCUCAAAUCCGUUAGUAGCAGUGUUGGAGAAGUAAUGCGAGACUUGGAUUCCAAGCACCUCAUCACAGGAGAUUUCCUCGUUGUCAGCGGCGAUGUCAUCAGCAACCUGCCCAUCGAAGCCGCUCUGAAGAAGCACCGGGCCCGCCGCGAAGCUGACAAAAACGCGAUCAUGACUAUGGUUCUACGGGAAGCUGGCCGAAACCACCGCACCAAAUCCACCUCAAUCUCUCCGGUUUUCGUGAUCGACCCUACCAAAGACCGCUGCCUUCACUACGAAGAGAUUGAUCACAACUCCGAGGAGAGCCAUGCUCGCUUGAACAUCGAUGCCGAAAUUCUUCUGACACAUGCCGAGCUUGAUAUCCGGCAAGACUUGAUCGACUGCAGCAUCGAUAUCUGCACACCAGACGUUCUGGGCCUCUGGUCUGAUAGUUUCGACUACCAAAGUCCGCGGAAGCAUUACCUGUUCGGUGUGUUGAAGGACUACGAACUGAACGGCAAAACAAUCCACACACACAUCAUCAAGGACGCUUAUGCUGGUCGAGUCCGCAACUUGAAAGCAUAUGAUUCUAUCAGCAAGGACAUUGUCUCCCGAUGGACUUAUCCUCUGUGCCCCGACACCAACUUACUCCCCGGACACACCUAUGAUCUGCGCAAGGGCAGUUUGUACCAAGAGCAGGGCGUUUUUCUUGCCCGAUCCUGCGUUAUUGGCCGUCGCACGGUAAUUGGACGCGGUACUAGCAUCGGCGACCGAACAACAGUCCACUCUACUACCCUGGGCCGCAACUGUAAGAUCGGAAAAAAUGUUAAGCUGGAGGGAGCCUAUAUCUGGGACAACGUCGUUGUCGGAGACGGUUCUGAUAUUCGUGGCGCGAUCAUCGCAGAUGGUGUCGUCAUUGGCAAGAAUUGUACCAUCGAGUCCGGCGCUCUUCUCUCAUACGGCGUGAAAAUCGCCGAUGGCAUCAAGGUGGAAUCUGGCAAGCGCAUCUCCAAAUCCAAGCGUGAUGGUAGCGCAGCUCCCACUGACGUGGAGGUGGUCGGUGAAGGCGGAGAGGGAUAUGAGUUCAUCCAAGGCGAGGAUGAAGAUGAAGACGAGGAUGAUAUUAGUGUCGCAUCCUCUGGACUCGUGUAUCGCAUGCCGGGACUUUCGCUCUCCUCUGCCUCAAUCUCUACAUUGUCAUCCGAAAUGUCAGAGGGCUCCUGGGGACGCUCUGCCCGAAGCAGUUUCUCUGACAGCGCCGAGCAAGACAAUUUCAAUGCCGAUGCAACAGGCAGCGUCCUGGAGAGUCUGCGUGAGGGUGUCUCUGCCGACGUGGUGCAGCUCGAGCUUGUUAGUUUGCGUAUGACUGCCAAUGCCUCGGACACUCAGGUUCGCCGGUCGAUUGUCACAUCAUUCAUGCAAUACAUCGAGGAGCUCAUGGCCAAGGGCAAGGGUGCCAGUCAAGCCAUCCACCAGGUCUUCUCGCAGUACUCCGAGGUUGUGGACCGAACUUUGUUCGAUCGGAAUAAGGAUGAAAAGAAAGAUCAGGUUGAUCUACUUCUUCAGCUCCAGCAGGACUUGGUCAGCCGGGAGAAGGGUGAUACAGUUCUUCUGUUUACGGCGAAGGAGCUGUAUGAACUCGAGCUGGUAGACGAAGAGGCAUACGAGCAGUGGUGGAAUGAUGAACGGUCCAGCGGGAGCGAGGAGAUGAAGAAGGUGCGCAGUCAGGCACAGCAGUUUGUGCAGUGGUUAGCCGAUGCGGAGGAGGAAGAAAGUAGUGAGGAAGAUGAUGAGGAUGAGGAUGAGGAUGGGGAUGAGGAAGAGAGCGACGAUGAGUGUGAUGGUGAUGUCUCAGGCAUCCAACGGGAUCUCCCGCACUGGCGGAUCACUUUGGAAGCAACACCUCCAGGACUGGGCUCUAGCAAAUAUCCUAUGAAGACUGAGACCGAUCCACCUGUGCCAUUUCCCCACUCCCCCUCCGAACCACCACUCGAACCGCUCAAUUUUCCCGGUGACGUUGUGGCUCACCCUCUUUUCAAACCCCUUCACCCCGGCUUCCUGCCACCCAUUUCCAUCACGCCUCCUUCUACGCGGAAGAGAAAGGCAGCCGAGGCGGCGAUUACGGACGACCAGCCUCACACCGAAUCCGCCACCAAGGCUGCCCACGGAGACCCCCCCCUUGUCGGUCGCUCGCGCAAGCCCAAGCCCAAGCCCAAGCCCGCCUCGACGGGUCCCGCGACCACCUGCCCCCAGUCCACCGAGUCGGGCAAUUCUACGAGUUCCACCGGUUUGAAGAAGAGGGAGCUCGCUACCCCCGCGACCACUGAAGCCAGUAUGGACUCGGACGACGAUUUCAUGAGCGAUGUCUCUAGUCAGGACGACUUCUUGGACAUGCAGGGGAGUGAUGAUGAGAGUCUAGGCGAAGAAAUCGAACGCGAGCAGCUUGUACAAAUUAACGAAGUUUCCGCUAUCCUUGGCCUCCCCCCAGAGUCGGCUGCAAUCCUCAUGCGGUUUGGUCGAUGGAAGCAGGAGAAACUGAUUGAGGGGUACAUGGAGCGCCCGGAGGAGACAUUAGAAGAAGCUGGGUUGGGAAACAACUUUGAAGGCACCGCGAAAACGGAGGUCGUUCCGGGUUUCAGCUGUGAGAUUUGUUGUGAGGAUGGCGAUGACGUCGAGUCGUAUGCGAUGCGCUGCGGGCACCGGUUUUGCGUCGACUGCUACCGGCACUAUCUCGGACAAAAGAUUAAGGAAGAAGGAGAAGCCGCCCGGAUUCAAUGUCCCGGAAACAAAUGUCAUCGCAUCGUCGAUUCGAGGUCACUUGAUCUGCUUGUUACGGACGAGCUCAAGGACCGGUAUCGCACACUACUCACACGAACCUACGUCGACGAUAAAGAUAAUCUACGAUGGUGCCCGGCACCAAACUGCGAGUAUGCUGUUGACUGUGCAGUAAAAGCCCGCGACCUGCGACGCAUAGUCCCAACCGUUCGGUGCAGAUGUAAACAUGAAUUCUGUUUCGGCUGUUCUGUUGCCGAUCAUCAGCCCACCCCGUGUACACUGGUCAAGAUGUGGCUCCAAAAAUGCGAGGACGACUCCGAGACUGCCAACUGGAUAUCCGCCAACACCAAAGAGUGCCCCAGAUGCGUAUCUACGAUUGAAAAGAAUGGCGGUUGUAAUCAUAUGACCUGCCGUAAGUGCAAACACGAAUUCUGCUGGAUGUGCAUGGGUCUCUGGUCCGAACAUGGCACCAGUUGGUACAACUGCAACCGCUUUGAAGAAAAGUCUGGACAUGAUGCUCGCAGUGCCCAAGCUAAGUCGCGCGCGUCUUUGGAGCGCUAUUUGCAUUACUAUAACCGCUAUGCCAACCACGAGCAAUCGGCAAAGCUGGAUAAGGACCUUUACCUCAAGACCGAGAAGAAGAUGACUAGCCUGCAAUCACAAUCCGGACUAUCCUGGAUCGAGGUUCAGUUCCUCGACACAGCAUCGCAAGCACUGCAACAGUGCCGUCAGACCUUGAAGUGGACAUACGCUUUUGCGUUCUACCUCUCGCGGAACAACCUCGCGACAAUCUUCGAGGAUAACCAGGCUGACCUGGAGAUGGCCGUGGAGAACCUCAGCGAGAUGUUCGAGAAACCAGUCUCGGAACUCGCUGACCUUAAGGUGGAUAUUCUGGAUAAAACCGCAUACUGCAAUAAGCGCCGGGUCAUCUUGUUGAGCGACACCGCCGAGAACUUGAAAAAUGGAGAAUGGUCGUUCAAUGUCGAGUGGUAG